Molecule: messenger RNA, 2868 nt
Organism: Dunckerocampus dactyliophorus (ringed pipefish)
Lineage: Eukaryota; Metazoa; Chordata; Actinopteri; Syngnathiformes; Syngnathidae
Gene: rhebl1
Product: Ras homolog, mTORC1 binding like 1
Exons: 8
Coding region: 370-924 (184 amino acids)
Biological process (GO): small GTPase-mediated signal transduction
Cellular component (GO): plasma membrane
Molecular function (GO): GTPase activity; GDP binding; GTP binding
Source: RefSeq, a predicted model, not a curated record
GACGGUGUGCUUACACAAUGACACUUUCCGUCACUUAAGCCUGCGAGUUGUACCCGCGUCCCCCCAAAACCCAAACAAAUCUUCACCGCCUUUAUUUCAAGUCCGGGCGAGCGUUUCAAGAUUUUAAUAUCUCGCUCGACAUCGUUUACUGUGCCGGAUUGGAAAGAAGACGUUGUUUCCGAGAUAAGUACAUGCUGUACUUCCUGUCGUGAGCUCGAUCUGAAGAGAGAGAGGCCCAGCGGCGCUUCCCCCCUAAAAAAAAAGUUUGUUGUUGUCACGUGACGGGAGACGAAUGUGGCGUUAAAAGUUGAGUUUGGACAGUAAAACUAGCUCGGCCUGCUACACGUGUGAUCGAUCACUUCUCCGACGAUGCCUCAGCCCAAGUGCAGAAAGAUUGCUGUGAUCGGUUACAGGUCUGUGGGAAAGUCAUCUCUUACUAUACAGUUUGUGGAAGGACAGUUUGUCGACUCCUAUGAUCCCACCAUUGAAAAUACGUUCAAUAAAAUGGUCUGCGUCAACGGUCAAGACUUCAACCUUCAGCUGGUCGACACAGCCGGACAAGACGAAUACUCCAUUUUCCCACAGUCCCACUCAAUGGACAUCCACGGAUAUGUCCUUGUUUAUGCUGUGACAUCCAUGAAAAGUUUUGAGGUUGUUCAGGUUCUACACGACAAGCUGCUCGACAUGGUUGGCAAGAUUCAAGUUCCAACCGUUCUUGUUGGCAACAAAAAAGAUCUUCACAUGGAAAGGGUCAUUAAGCCGGAGGAGGGGAAGAAGCUGGCGGAUUCCUGGGGUGCUGCUUUCAUGGAAUCCUCAGCCAAGGAGAAUGAGACUGCCGUGGAGCUUUUCAAGCAAAUCAUACUGGAGAUGGAGAAAGCCGACGGGAACGCGCCGCCAGAGGAGAAGAAGUGUGCCGUGAUGUAAAGGUGCAUUCGGUACACGGGUAAAGUCGCUCGGCUGAAGGCAGGAGGCGCAGCUUCACCAGCUUGCCAGUGGCGACCCCCGCCUCCGACGGCGGCACGAUGCAGCAGCGAUACCAUCUCCAUUUGUUCCAAACGAUUCCAUUAAUGAUAACUCUAAGAAGAAGCUGUUUGAGGCAGAGAAGCACCUUUUUGUUCUUUUGAUUAUUUCAAGCGGGCAUCAAUUUAGCCAAAUGCAAAGAAAACAAACUUGCCAAACAGGGAGCCUAUCCGCAUAUCAUGCUCAUAGCUUUGGGGUGCUGGAGUGGGUGUGUAAAGUCACAUUACAGUCGCCCCUCGCCACGUGGCGCUUCCAACAUCACCCCCCUCACGUUUUUCACCACUGUUCAACAGUUAAUUCAUUGAUAAAUGAUCGCUGCUUCCUGGUUGACUACGGCAUACUUUGACUCUAAAUAUAUAUGCAUAUUUAAGCAUAUUUUAUGAUCUUGUUUGCCCACAUGAAGCAUUUGCAGGAAUAGCCAUGGCUAAAUGAAGUAAAAUACAAAUACAGUACAAGCCAUUAACGCCGCCAUUCAACUUGUCAGUGUAGUAUUCUACACUAGUCACUAGGUGGAGGUCAUUGUUGGUCGAGACAAGCACCAGACUUGAUCAACAACAGCUUUACAUCAUCACACAACAGGCACCAUAAGACUACCGAGGGGUGCACGUUAAUUAUCGGGCCGAUGCAUCCGAUAACAUGGAAAAUAGCUCUGAUUACCGAUCAUUCAGAAUCAAGCGCUCCUUUUAUUUCCUUCUGCCUGUGACGUUAACGCGGUGGUUCUCCAUUUUUUUCUGUCAUGCUACGGUGACAAAACAGAACUGUUUCUGCUCCUUUACAAGGUCAACUGGCUUAUUUUCUUUGAUUCGAUCUACUCUACUGGCUAAUAUGGAUGUAAAGGUGACUAUAGGGGUGUUAUUUCAUGUCUAGAGGGCUCUAACAUAUUUAGAGGAUUGUAAACAGGAUUUUUACGCCGCAACUAGGAAACUAUUACAUUUAUAGAGAAGAUUUAUGGUGGUCGGGUGUGGAAGUAAUGGACCGCCAUAGACGAGGGACGACUGUACAGUACGGGGAACGUGAUGCUCCGUACGCCACAAUGGUGGAUGUGCCUUCAUGAAACACGCACUGCAAUGUUUAUCACACGCCUUCCACCAUGGACUCUCACGCUAUUUAUGCUGUCCCUCACUCGUGUUUGAGCUUUUGUGCCGAGCAGAGGACACACCCCUUCCUUCCAUCAGUCCUGCAGCUGUUACGGAGCCCGCAGAUAACCGGAGUGUAGAUUAGAAACCAUCCUAGAUCCUUGCCACUUACUGUAUUUUACUGAGUAAUAGAGUAGAGUUUGCUGUUUUUUGAGUGGUGCAGGCGUGCGCUCCCGCCAUUGGUAUGGAGACACGUGCAUUCUUCACACAUUUUUUGAGAUUGUGGUCAUGAUUUGAAAGGACGUCACGCGUACACAAAAAUAUCAACUUUGGAUUGAAUGAUCACUGCCAGACACCGUAAGAGCCGAUUGGCCCCUGGCUCUUGUGGCCUUAAAAGACGCACGUCUGUGGACUAUAAUCACAUGAUUGAUAUUUUCCCCUCCCCCCAUAUAGUUGCUAAUGAUUGCUUUUAUCAAGUGCUUUGUUGAGUAAGUAGUUAAUGACGACGAAAGACGUACGGAGGCUGGUGAUGCUGUGUCUUGUGCCUUACAGAUGUUCAAAAGUCGCCCCAAACCGCUUCCCUCCAUGACCAAAGGUGCUCUUAAAGGGUUUCUACUUCUGUCUGUUAGCGUGGUCCCAUUGGGCGGCGCCGGCGUUUACGCAACACCGACACGCCCACGGUGGUCUGCGUUCAUUCAGAAAUCUUGCUGUAAACAGUUUGUAUAUAAAAUCUGUUACUCAAUUGAUGUCGUGUUGUGUUUUUGUUACUCGA